AUGUCUAAGGAGGAGGACAUUCUUGGGCUCAUCGAGCUGCAAUACGACCGGCAGCACCGCAUGGAGCGGCUGCUGGACAAUGCACGCAAGUCCGGUCAACUGAAGUCAGUUGGCGGGUUGACGUCUCGUUUGCAGGUUCUCGACACGUACUGGGCUCAGUUCCAGGAUGAUCAUCGCACGAUCCGAGCGUCUCGCCUCAAGACCGUGCGAGAGUCGGACUACGUGCGACAGGAUGCCUGUGGCACGGUGCAGGAAGUCUACAUUGCGCAGCGCGCAGAAAUCCAAACCCUGCUCGAUGGGUUGAAGGUUCAGGAGGCUGAGUCGGCUGCUCACGCAGUCCCCGCGCAGGCAGUAGUGCCCGAGGCUUCGUUGCCUCGCAUUCCCAUUCCGAAGUUCGAAGGGAAGUUUGACGAAUGGCGCAAUUUUAAGGAUCUCUUCGAGUCCUUAAUAGUCGAUAACCCGUCGUUAGCAUCAGUUCACCGGAUGCAUUAUUUAAAACAGAGCGUGUCGGGAGAGCCCGAACGUCUGCUCCGGCACUACGGCGUCGCUACUGGCUCGUUUGAGCAAGCGUGGGAAGCGCUAUGUGCACGGUACGAUAACCGUCGUUUGCUUGUGGACCAGCAUCUCGACGCUUUCCGGGAUAUUGGCCCGAUGCGUCAGGAGAGCGUCUCCGAGGUUCGGAGGCUGUUGGAUCGAGCCAGCGAGCUGCGGGCCGCUUUGCGCCUUCUUGACCAGCCAGUGGACGCUUGGGACGUGAUAUUGGUCAAUAUCCUCCGUUCCAAGCUAGACUCUGCAACGCGGCGGGCCUGGGAGAUGGCCACCGCGGACCGGCGCGAGCCAGUGAGCUGGGACCGACUGGCAGUCUUCCUGGACGAGCGUCGGGUGGCGCUCGAGGCGGUUGCCGCGGCUCCGUCCAUUGGGGACGGCCCCCGUGCCUCAUCGGCAUCCGAGCGGACUAGUCGACGAUCGCUACAUCUUCAUCGGCCCAAGCCGACCCGUUGCGCUGAGUGCGGUUCUGAGCAUGGACUCAGAGAGUGUACGGCCUUUAAAGAUCGGCCGGUCUCUUCGCGACGGGCAAGGGCGGCCACUUGCCCGUCUAAGGGUCGAUGUCGGAAGUGCGGAGAGCCGCACCAAUCACUUCUGCACUCCGCUCGGCAGUCUCCGGCCCCGGCGUUGGGGAAAGCGCCGGUCACGGCGCAUGCUGCGACGCGGAUGCCCGCGCAGCGAAUUCUUUUGGCCACAGCCAGGGUUUGUCUGAUGGCGUCCGAUGGCCGAUCCGCUGUGGCUCGAGCGCUCAUUGACCAGGGCUCUGAGGUGAGCCUGGUGUCCGAGGCGCUUGCGCAGCGGCUGCGCGCGUCUCGUCGAUCACUGGAUGUUGGGCUGUCGGGCGUCUCAGAGGGACCCCCUCAACGGGUGCGGACCAGCACGUCAUUGCGGCUCAGGGCAACUGCUGGCCUCCCGUUCUCCACCACGGUGGAGGCCCUCAUUCUACCAAGGCUUACGGCGUACUACCCUCCGCAGAGGGCUCGGCUGACGGGGAAGUGGUCGCAUUUGAGGAACCUCCGUUUGGCGGAUGAUCAUGAUGAUGACGAGCGCAUCGAGGCGAUACUUGGAGCGGAGGUAUUCGCCGAGAUCGUGUUGACGGGGCUUCGCCGGGGGCCACGGGGAGCUCCCAUCGCGCAGCGUACCCGCUUGGGGUGGGUGUUGUUCGGGGCUCUCCCGUCUGCCGCCGGAGCGGGCGGCUCUCAUUGUCAUGUGGUGCAGUGUGCGUCGGACAACAUGGCGGAUCUCUUGCGGCGCUUCUGGGAGGUGGAGGAGAUUCCGGUUGCUUCCCAGCUCUCUGAGGAGGAACGGGCUUGUGAAGAGUUUUUCGCGGCGUCCUUUCGGCGUCGUGCGGACGGCCGCUAUCAGGUGCGGUUGCCUUUCAGGAGCCCUCCGACUGAGCUGCCUCUCGGCGACACUCGGCGGAUUGCCACUGCCUCGUUGCAUCGCUUGGAGCGGCGACUGCUUCGGCAGCCUUCCUUGGGCGGGGCCUAUCGCGACUUUCUUGAUGACUAUGAACGACAGGGGCAUAUGAUCCGCCUGCCGCUCAAUGUCGAGACCCCGCGGCCCUCUUACUUUAUUCCACAUCACCCGGUGAUUAAACAAGCCCCCGAGCUUAAGGUAAGAGUGGUGUUCAACGCCUCGCAGGCGUCCACCAAUGGCCGGUCGUUGAACGACUUGGUGCACGUGGGGCCGCGCUUACAGCGAGAACUGGGCGAGAUUCUACUUGCCUGGCGCAUGCAUCGAGUGGCCUUCUCUGCAGACAUCGAGCAAAUGUUUCGUCAAGUGCGGGUGGCUCCGGAGGAUCAACACCUCCAACAGAUUCUCUGGCGAGACAGCCAGACGCAGGCAAUAUCGGUGUACCGGUUGACCACGGUCACCUAUGGCAUGGCGUGCGCUCCUUAUCUGGCCAUCCGCACGCUGCACCAGCUGGCGCUGGAUGAGCGGGAACGUUAUCCCCGGGCAGCAGACUUACUUUGUCGACAAACCUACGCCGACGAUAUUCUUGCGGGGGCAGAUGACCUUGGGGAGGCACGCCAUCGACAGCGUGAGCUGAGCAGCUUGCUCAUGGCGGGCGGGUUCCGACUCAGGAAGUGGGCGGUCUCACAUCCGGAACUCUUGUCCGGUAUCCCGGGGGGGGACCGCGAGCCCUUGGUGCCUCUGCCGGACCCUGGGGCCGUGGGGGCAUCUGUGCUGGGGGUCGGUUGGAUUCCGGUCGAGGAUGCCUUCUACUUUUCGGUCAACCCCGGGGCUCCAUCGACCAUCUCGAAGCGUGGUAUCUUGUCAGUCGUUGCGCGAUUAUACGACCCCCUGGGCUGGUUAGGGCCUAUGGUAGUACUGGCGAAGAUACUCCUUCAGGACUUGUGGUUGGCCGGGCUCGGUUGGGACGAGGCUCUCCCUUCUCCGCUCUCGCGUUGGGACGCCUUUAGCACCGGGCUCGCGGAGGUUUCCGCAAUCCGAGUUCCUCGUUGGACCGGAUGGUCGCCUGAAGUGGAGAUCCAGCUUUACGGCUUCUCGGACGCCUCGGAGCGGGCGUACGCCGCCGUCAUCUACUUACGGGCUCGACGGUCUGAUGGGACCACCCGUGUCGCUCUAUUGGCGUCCAAGACCAGGGUCGCCCCACUAAAGCGGGUAUCGUUGCCCCGCCUGGAGCUGUGCGGUGCGCAGCUACUCUCGCGCCUCAUGAAGGCCAUUGUGGAGGCGCUCGGUUGUGCCGAGGCCCCCCUGGUUUGUUGGACCGACUCCUCUGUCACGCUCCAUUGGAUAACAGGGCAUCCAUCUCGAUGGACCACCUUUGUCGCCAAUCGCGUCUCGUACAUUCACGAGAGCCUUCCGCGGGCCUCGUGGCGGCAUGUCCCGUCCGGCGACAAUCCCGCGGAUUGCGCCUCCCGGGGUUUGUUGGCCGGCGGGCUACGAGAACACGCCCUUUGGUGGCGUGGCCUCUCCUGGCUUGUCGAGGACCCGGCGGGCUGGCCGGGUCUAACUUGUGUCGCGGUCGACCGAAGCAUUUGCGAGGAACGGCGCAUGGUUCACGUGGUGGCCGUGAACCCGGAGGACUGGUCCGGUGUCCUCCGAGCAUGCUCCUUCCGCAAGACCAUCCGCGUGAUGGCCUAUAUGCGACGAUUCCUGCGAGUCCCACGGAUCAGUGGACCCUUAACGGCGGACGAGCUGAGUGAAGCUCGACUGCGCCUGCUGCGGAUUACGCAGCACCGCUUCUUCGCGGAGGAGUUGGGCCGUCUGAAGCGGGGGGGAGCAUUGAUGGUGGGAUCGGCAUUGCGGCCACUCAAUCCCAUGAUGGACGAGCGGGGCCUCUUGCGGGUGGGGGGCCGCCUGCAAUUCUCAGCGUUACCGAUCGAUGCGCGGCAGCCAGUCCUGCUGCCGCGACGCUCUCGGCUCGCGACUCUCGUUGUGCGAGAUGCGCACGAACGCACGCUGCACGGGGGAGUGCAGCUUACGUUGCUCACCGUGAGGCGCGAAUUCUGGAUUCCAGCUGGGCGCUCUUUAGUGCGCCAGGUGAUACGGGGCUGUGUGCGCUGCACACGCCAUAAAGGCACCCCGAUCACCCCGUUCAUGGCUCCGCUGCCUCGCGAUCGGGUGUUGCCCCAUCCUCCGUUCUCUGCCACCGGGGUGGAUUAUGCUGGACCGGUCGCGGUGCGUCCGUCUCGAGGACGCGGACGUACCACCUCCAAGGGAUAUAUUGCUGUCUUCGUCUGCUUCAGCACGUGCGCAGUCCACUUGGAGGUGGUCAGUGACUAUUCGGCCCCGACCUUCUUAGCGGCCUUUCAUCGUUUCGCGGCCCGGCAGGGCCUGCCGGUUACCGUAUACAGCGAUAGGGGGACUACAUUCGUGGGUGCGGACCGCGAGCUGCGAGGGCAAUUUGAGGCGGUCAUGGCGUUGGGGGGACCGGUCGCGGCCUCCUUGAGUAACCAGGGCACCACCUGGAAGUUCAUGCCUCCUUCAGCUCCGCAUUUCGGCGGACUGUGGGAGGCAGGAGUGCGGUCCGUCAAAUACCACCUGCGACGGGUAAUAGGAGAGCAGGCACUGACCUUUGAGGAGUUCGCCACUCUUCUAGCUCGCAUUGAGGCCUGUCUCAACUCCAGGCCAUUGUGUCCGUUGACGGACGACCCACAGGACUUGGAGUCCCUGACACCUGGACACUUCCUGAUUAGGCGCCCGCUGUUGUGUCCGCCUGAGCGAUCCCUCGGGGACGUUCAGGUCGCGAGGUUGAGUCGCUGGCAGCUGCUCCAGCAUAUGACGGAGCAUCUUUGGGAGCGAUGGUCUAGAGAAUAUCUAGCCCAGCUGCAGGUCCGGGGCAAGUGGCUCGUCGCUUCUCGUCCGUUGGACAUCGGCGACCUCGUGAUUUUGGCGGAUAGCCGAUUUCCUCCUACUCGGUGGCCUCUCGGCCGCAUCACCGGCUUGUUGCCUGGCCCGGAUAGGCACGUCCGCGUGGCGCAGGUGCGCACAGCGGACUCGACCUUGACCCGGCCACUGGUCAAGCUGGUGAGGCUCCCUGUGGAUCCGAAAGGGGCUCAUCCCAAUCAACCUUCAACAUGA
Molecule: messenger RNA, 5097 nt
Organism: Harpegnathos saltator (Jerdon's jumping ant)
Lineage: Eukaryota; Metazoa; Arthropoda; Insecta; Hymenoptera; Formicidae
Exons: 2
Coding region: 1-5097 (1698 amino acids)
Biological process (GO): DNA integration
Molecular function (GO): nucleic acid binding
Source: RefSeq, a predicted model, not a curated record